AUGAAUUCAGAAUAAUAAGACAAUAAUAAAAUUGCAAAAGCCAAUUUGGAAUAAUUUUUAAGAGUCUGGUGGCGAUAACUUUUAUUUGGUACUAAACUUGUAAUUGGAAUUUCUUGGUUGUUUGGUUUUAUUGAUUUAUUGAGCAAUUUUGCUUUUGAUUUAUUCAGUAAUUCUCCACAAUAAACAAUACCAUUUUAAAUUUAGAGAUUAUUCUUUUCACAAUUUGUUCAUUGUAAAUCUAUUUAAUAAAUAUGAUAGAUUAUACCAUUGAUUUAUUGCUUGCUAUUAUUUGUGUAUAUAAAAAAUUUGAAGAUUUAGAAUCAAAGUAUUCAUCUGCUAUUUUCAUUAUUUUAAUACUUGUAUUAGGAUGUCUCACUUAAGUAUAUAUAUUCUAUAUAAUUCAUAUAGUUUAUAUGUGUUAUACUUUAAUGGAUAUUAUCGUUUAUUUACUAACCAUUUUAUUCAAUUAAAGCGUAUGGAUUAUGGAAUUAUUAUAUUUUCUGUGUCAUUUAAGAGUAAACUAAUUUAAAUAUAUUUUAGAUGUUUGACUGCUCCAAAUGGAUAAAGUUUAUUUUUAAUAUUUCCUAUGUAAAUGAAAAAUCAUAACUAUCUUAUUGUUUUAAUUAUCUUUUUUACUCUUAUUCAAUAAUCAUUAUCAUUCAUUUCAACAGGAUUUGUAGCAAUUACAUUCUAUUUAUUUUAGAAUCAUAUCAAUUAAAUAAAUCAUUCUGUAUUAUAUUUAUUUAUUAAUAGACUAUUGAAAGAUUUGAAAAAUGUUUUUUAUUAAAGUAUUUUUCAGAGAGAACUGAUUUUAAGAAAAUUUCAAAUUAUUAAGAUUAAUUAGAACCUAGUGUUGAUGUAAGAGAACUUUAAUCUGUAGAAACACCUCCUGCAAAGUUUUUUGAUAUAAUAAAUUUUAGAUUAACAUUAUAAGGAAGUCCUUAAUAAUUUAGAUCGUCUUUAGUAAUUUCUGAAUUAUAAAAAGAAAUGAAUUAAAAAGAGGGUGAUAAUGAAUAGCCUAUUUAAGAAGAUGAUGAAGAAAAAAAGUAAAAUGAAUCAAAUCCAUCUACAUAAUUUGGAUGA
Paramecium primaurelia is the source of this 1083-nucleotide messenger RNA. NCBI's taxonomy places the organism in Eukaryota, Ciliophora, Oligohymenophorea, Peniculida, Parameciidae. The record is from the annotation of a GenBank genome assembly.